CCUCCAUCUUUUGCCCCGCCUCCAUCUGAUUCCAGUACCUGGUUUUGCACCAGGCCCGGGUCCGGGGCGACGUCGGUGCUAGAUCACAGCCGCUGGGCUCUCAGGUGGUCACAGGGGCCCGGGUGCACGGAGCGCGGGCUGUGGCGCGUGGGGUUGCCGCGGGGACCGCGCGGGCUGUGCGCGGGCCUGGCGCGUGCUGGGCCGGGAGCCGCGCGGAGCUGGGGACGCCACCUGGCCAGCCCGGGGCGCUCUGGGCGGUGGCUGGAGACCCGAAUGGGCCUCCUGCGUCGCGCGCGAGACAAGGAGACUUUAAUGCAGCCUGGGGUCUUGCAACUCGGUGUGGAGACGUCUUUGUUUCCACCAUCAGAGGUUGAAGGAAUCAUUUCAGUUAUUUCUUGACUAUUGUAGAAAAGUAGAGAAAAAGGUUACACUAUGUCAGAUGAAAUCUUCAGCACUACUUUGGCAUAUACCAAGAGUCCAAAAGCUACCAAGAGAACUUCUUUUCAGGAUGAGCUGAUCAGAGCAAUCACGGCCCGCUCAGCCAGGCAGAGGAGUUCGGAAUACUCAGAUGACUUUGACAGUGACGAGAUAGUUUCUUUAGGUGAAUUUUCAGAUACCUCACCAGAUGAAAGCCUAGUUAGAAAAAAGGUUAAUGAUCUUCAUAUAUCUGAUGAGGAGGAAAAGAAUUCUCCAAGACUGUCCUUUCUGAAAACCAAGAAAGUGAACAGCGAUUUAUCCAAAGAUGAGCAGGAACCUGUUAUUCAGAACAGGGAAGAUGGACCCCCGGGUGAGCAUGAAGAUAUGAUUGGAAAUUCCUUUCCCGAAUCUCAAAACAAUGAUCAAGACGUUGGAAAAGAGAUCAUUACAAUAAAGCCUAAACCCAGGGUUCUCCCUGUCAAAAGAAGUGCAUCUUCAGGGGAAAAGAGCAGCAGUCUUGAAGCUGAUGGCCACUCGAAGCCUUCGCCUCGGCCAAGGAGCAUGUUAAAGAAGAGCAGCCACAGUGAGGAGGAGGACAGACCAGGAACUGAUAAAGAACGUUCUGUGAGCGAAGACUCUGCCCCCACACCUUUUCUUUCAACGCAGAAUGGCACGGAGUUGCAAACUGAGGAAAAAGUGUGUUCUGGAAACCUUGAUCUUGAGGACUCACUCUUACAAAGCCUGACCUCAUCUUCCCUCAAAGAAAGCCCUGGAAGUUGCGCCUCACCCGGAUCUCAGGAAAAGACAUCCGUAAAAGAUAAUGAUGGAGAAACUACUGAAGUCUGGGAUUCCUUGAUAUCAAAUGAAAAUGAAGAAAGUUCAGUUUUGGUGAAGUGUGUUACUCCUGAGCUUGAGCAGCCCCAGGAAGAUCAGGUGGCAGCUGACAACCUUGAAGAAGAAAGAGAGAAGGCUGGAUUUACAGAUGAUGACCUCACCACUGACCCACUGCUCUCCACAUCUCCGAGUGUCAUAACACCCACUGAGCUGGGAGAGCCCACCAAGAAAACAAAUGAAGACAGUAACAUGAAGAAUAAAAAGUCACCCAACAGCAGAGUGUCCAGUGCCUCUGGCAGGCUGAUGACCUCUGAGUUUUUAAAGAGAUCCGGUCCCACAAGGAGAAGUCCAUCUGCAACUACCUCUUCUCACUACUUAGGGACUUUGAAAGUCUUGGACCAGAAGCCAUCACGGAAGCAGAGCCUAGAGCCUGACAAGGCUGAUCACAUACGGGCAGCUGUUUAUCAGGAGUGGUUAGAAAAGAAAAAUGUGUAUUUACAUGAAAUGCACAGAAUAAAAAGAAUUGAAAGUGAAAACUUAAGGAUUCAAAAUGAACAGAAAAGAGCUGCUAAGAGAGAGGAAGCAUUAGCAUCGUUUGAGGCCUGGAAGGCUAUGAAAGAAAAGGAGGCAAAGAAAAUAGCUGCAAAAAAAAGACUGGAGGAGAAAAACAAGAAGAAAACGGAAGAAGAAAAUGCUGUGAGGAAAGGCGAGGCCCUGCAGGCAUUUGAAAAAUGGAAAGAGAAAAAGCUGGAGUACCUGAAAGAGAAGAGCAGGAAGGAGAAAGAAUAUGAAAGAGCAAAGAAACAGAAAGAAGAAGAAACGGUCGCUGAGAAAAAGAAAGACAGUUUAACUGCUUUUGAGAAAUGGACUGAGAAGAAGGAGGCUCUUCUCAAGCAAAAGGAAAAGGAAAAAAUAAAUGAGAGGAGAAAAGAGGAGCUGAAGAGAGCAGAGAAGAAAGACAAAGACAAACAAGCCCUCAGUGAAUAUGAGAAGUGGCUGGAAAGGAAAGAAAGGCAGGAAAGAACUGAACGGAAGCAGAAGAAGCGCCACUCUGCCCUUGACAGUGGGACACACCCUGCGUGGAGCCCUCCGAGCAGAACUGUGUCCUCAAAAGUGUUUUGACAAUUCUGCUUCUUGAUUUAUUACUUCACCAACUUUAACCAUGGAUUUCAAACCACUCAUCUCAUUAUCUGUGGUUAGAAGACUAUUUUAACUACCUGCAGGAGCUUCUACAAAGCAUGAAAGAGAUACUUUGCAGUUUAAUCCAUGGAAACAUUUAUGAAGAGUAAAGAAACUGCCUCAGACCAGAAGCUUAUCAGAUUGCUGGGACAAUCCAGAUGCAUGAAGCUUUAUCAUGCCCUGAUCAUUCCUGAUUGUGGGGUGAUCUGUGGUCAGUGUCACUGAGUUCUGCAUCUUUUUAAAGCACAUUUAUUCCCCCUAGUGAAAGGUGCCAUCUAGAUGCUGCAACCACUAGAUGCUGGAUCACUCAGUCUGUGAAAGCUUGUGCAAAUUCUAGAGUGGUGUGUGGGAAUUAAAGGUCCCUAGGGGUAUGGACGUAUCAUCUCCUCUAACUCUGGCCUUCAGCUCAGAGCAGCAGCUUCGCUGUGCAUGUUAGAGUCUCGGUUGAGGCUGCAGAACUCAGCUCAAUCACUUUAUUUAACAUCUUUGCCUUAUGGUUUAAUCUCUCCGUAUUGCCUGGGAGGCUUACCUGACAAUCACAGCCACUCCUAUAAUGGGCUCACUUCCGAAAUGCUCUUUCUAAAUCCCAUCUUACUCUGUUUUUAUUUGAUUGACACCAAAAGGCAUCAAUCUGAUGGCAGCAGUUUCCUAUAUGAUAGUUGUGAAAGUGUCAUAGGAGUUCAGGGUCAUUAUCAGCACUCUUUCUAGUUUAAAGGUAGAAAAGUAAUGAAGGCACCUGCCGCCUCCUUAACGUAAUUAGGGAGGUUAGACUUGCGUUUAGAAGCAGCUGAAUAAGAAAGUAAAUUUGUAAAAAUACUCAAGAACUUUUUUUUUUUUUUUUGACCUCUGCUUCUCCCUGUAUCAACUGGCCCCAUACUUGACUGGUCUCUUAAAACAGAGCAGUCAUUGAAAUGCUGCUGUAGGUACUAGUGCAAUGCACAGACAAUCGUUGGGAAGCAUAGUUGCUACUGUUCCCUAAGCUCUUAGUUCAUCUCUGCUGGUUCUUUACAGAUGGGAUUUGUCAACUUCGUAGCAACCAUUCAGGGUAGGUGUUAUUAGCUUUAUCACGCAGAACGAAUGUGGAGGCAUAGAAAGUCCAAACGAACUUGCCAUACAGCUAACAUGUGAAUGGGGACCAGAAGCCAGAGUAUCCCUUGUGGCUCUGACUCGCUAGUGCUUGUCACUCCCAAGGGUGUGAAGCACCAUUGGUAAGACACCCACCUUCUGGUGCCUCCAGAUGGUAGACCUCCUUACACAUAUAAAAUGAAGUGAGGAUUCAUGCAAUUUAAGCUAUUCAUCUGAUGGGUGUCAGCAAAGGCAGUAGUUUGUGUAAGACCCGCUAUGCAUUGACCUUACUGAUGUGAGCUGCUUUGUAGCAUCACUGAGCAGAUGGAACCACAUAGGAGACAUCCACAGAUGGACCUAUGGCUGGAAAUGGUCAUUGAAAGAUUAUCAGCAGUGUGCUAUCUGAAUGGGGUUCAGGACUCACAUUUGUGUGUUUUCCCACAAUACCAGCUAACCAAGUCUGCUAGAAUACAGUGAUAUGGGCUUCUUGUAUUGAAGUAAAUAGGUAGAGAGAAGAAAAAAAGUGUUUGCACAUUGUAAGAAAUGAAAAGAAAGAUCAGACAAAGGUGUACCUCUUCUUGGGAUCAGACAGCAGAGGUGUGCAUGUUGUAGAGUUAAUGCUUAAUGCGCACCUCUGCGCCCUGGUCACAACCGCAGUGCUGUGUUCAUUACUGCUCACAGUUCCUAAAUCACGAGAAAAGGAUGAUACGAGUUAGCUAACGUGAAGUCUUUGGUCUGCAGUGCUGUGUUCAUUACUGCUGACAGUUCCUAAAUCACCAGAAAAGGACAAUACGAGUUAGCUAACGUGUGAAGUCUUUGGGACAUAAGGACUCCACAAAUCUUCAUUGUCAUAGUCCCCGCAUCAUGGAUGAGGACAGUGUGGGAUGAGCAGAACAGCAUUUGUUUGGCAUACGUCUUCAGCACACAGAAGAACUCAGUCUUCUGGUCCAUCUUUGAUCUAGCAGUCAGCAAGCGCUGCCUGGAACAGGACCCUCUGUGAAGACACCUGAGUACUGAGUCCUUAAGAUUGCUUCUGAAGAGAAGGAAGCAGAGAUGUGUCCAGUGACCCAAGGUGCCAUGCCCUCAGAUGUGACUUAGGAUGAGUAUAUCUACAGAAUAAUACUACAGCAACCUGAUUCAACCUACUCGGAAGUUAUCUAAAUAAGAUUACCCCUUUUCCUGUAGUGAAAAUAAAGCAAAGCUUUGCACAGUGGGCAAGCAUCCAGCUCUGUCAUGUGGCAGUCUGAGUUCCAGACAGAAGACUCAACCUGGUAAGAGCAUCCUGAUGCAUUUGCCUAUCUAAAGAACCAGACUUCCCUGUACUUCCUUCAAAAGGACCAAAUAUUAAUACAGAUUAAUUUAUAAUAAUAAAAAUGAAACUCUAACAUGAAAGUAAGUUUCAUAAUAACAGAAAAACAAUAUUGCACAUGUCAGAAGGAGCGAGACAGUACUUUAGAUGUGGCAGAGUUAAAGCUCCCUUAAGGAAACAGAUGAAGAACAGCUUGGAGUAAUAGUGUUCCAGUUGCCUGUGUCACAUGACCAGGUGCUGCUUCGCUAGUUGUUCGAGACUGUAGAGCUGCCUGAUGUUUCCACUGUUGCCAAAAGCAUUGUAGGAGCUUGAUAGCCACGGGUGGGUGCUCUGUGGGGUGACGCAGCUGCUGCUCAGUCUGGACCAGACUCUGUUGAACAGUCUGAUGCCCCGCACCUUGGCAUUUGCCAUCCACAGGUGCCUAGUGUUAUCAUUCGGGCUGAGAGUAGGCCCUUUGCCCAUCUUCCCACAGUUGUGUCUGCUAACAUGCUUACCCCAGCAUUGCCUAGCUGUGGGUAUUGCUCCUGGAGCUGGUUGUUGUUCUGUCCUGUUUCCCUUUCCUCCCCAGCCUUCCAGCAGAACAGCUGCUCACACUGCUGUUUAAAGUAUGAGAAAAUAGUGGCCCUGCUGAAGUCCUAAGGCAUGGCCUAAGAUCAUAGAGAAAGGAGGUUUCACAGAGUGGGGGAGGGCAUGCUAGUCAAAGUCAUUCUCAAAAGUAAGAUAGUGCAGGAAGCAAAGUUGCCUAAUUUAAUCCUGAUUAUUCUUAGUUCAAUUGUACUAUGCUGAACAGCAUUUAAAAACCCACGUGUUCAUUCUACACGAAGCAGAUGUCCCUGAUUUUCCUCACUCCUAGGUACACUGACUGAUAGAAUAAUGAAGUGCCGUGUGGGUACUGACCGGGAGGCUUUCCCAAGCCCUUUUACUUUUCAAUGUCGUGCGAUACUGCUCUUAAGGAAUGCUGUGCUACAAAUAGUGGUAAUUGUAAGAGGUUAACCGGAGUAUGUGAAGUUCUUGGUGCUGAGUUUAGAGUGUCUUUUGGUAUUAUUGGGGGAGAUAUAUUUAAUGCCUGCUUGUUAGCAAUACAUUUUUUAUUUCAUACUUAAUUUAUUAAGGUUAGCCAUUUGUGGUUUGUUUUAUUGAGUGUUAUAAUUUAUUGACUGUACACCAAGUGUUAAUAAAUGUGAUGUGUGUUUAUUUCUGAGCUAAAGAUAAACUAUGUCAUACUGAUAUAUCUUUCAUUGGAAAUGAAUGGUGGACAAGAAGUGAUUUUUGAGGUAAGGUUUGGACGCAAAACUGACUUUACUGUACAGAUUGCCAGUAUGACGUAAGCACUAAGUGACUGGAAGAUGGAGAUCACAGAGGUCAACAUGUUUCCAUCUCCUGUGAUGACCCAGUUAACCCAGUAUUUCCACUCACCGUCUGUUCUCUCUGGUGAGCACGCUGCUGUCGCUGGUGGCAGGUGAAUAAGGAGGUGAAUGAAGGAGCUCCUGCUGGCUGUGCUCCUCCAGCUCUCUCACCACUCCCUCUGUCUUCUGUUAGCUAAGUGUAUAUACAUAUAUGUAUGUGUUUAUAUCAUGUAUCUGAUCAUUGAAAUAAAAAGCCACAAUUAGUAACUUA
Molecule: messenger RNA, 6421 nt
Organism: Meriones unguiculatus (Mongolian gerbil)
Lineage: Eukaryota; Metazoa; Chordata; Mammalia; Rodentia; Muridae
Gene: Map9
Product: microtubule associated protein 9
Exons: 14
Coding region: 433-2373 (646 amino acids)
Biological process (GO): regulation of mitotic cytokinesis; mitotic spindle assembly; mitotic cytokinesis
Cellular component (GO): astral microtubule
Molecular function (GO): microtubule binding
Source: RefSeq, a predicted model, not a curated record